AUGUGGGUCCGAGUGCAUUUGGGUUUUUGUCUGGUGUUUUGUUGCCUUCCUCUGCUGUGCAGUGCCUGUCCUGCACAUUGUAGCUGCUUUCACCAUAAACUCAGUGACGGAUCCAAGGCACGAAGCAUUCUGUGUAGUGAUCCUGCGCUCACCCUUAUCCCUACCAACUUUCCCUUGGACACUUUCAAACUCCGUAUCGAGAAAACUGCCAUCACUAGCAUCUCCAGCAAAACUUUUGAUUGCUUCAGCAGUCUCCAGUUCCUCUCGAUGUCCUUCAACUCCCUCUCCAUACUGUAUGUGGACAGCUUCCAUGGCCUCCACACUCUGGAUGAGCUUCGGCUUGAUGGCAAUAUCCUCACAUCAUUCCCAUGGAAGUGUUUGACAGAUAUGCCUAGCCUAAGGCUCCUGGAUUUGCACAAUAAUAAGAUCACAAGUAUCCCAGCAGAGGCAGCAGGCUACAUUAAAAACCUGACCUACCUGGAUCUGUCCAGUAACAGCCUGGCUGCAGUGCCUCCAGAGGUACUCACUGUGUGGUUCUCUCCAAAGCUGCCUCUGGACACUGGAAAUUCCAAAAUGAUUCUGGGCCUGCAUGACAAUCCAUGGCAAUGCGACUGUCGCCUGUUUGACCUAGUGCAGUUCCAGAAGUCUCCAUCAUCAUCCGUUGCUUUCAUUGACAUGCGUCUACGUUGUUCAGAACCUGAGAGCCUUUCUGGUGUCCUCUUCUCUGAGACUGAGCUGAGGAGGUGCCAGGCUCCACGUGUGCACACAGCCGUGGCACAGGUACGCAGCUCUUUGGGCAACAAUGUCCUCCUGCGCUGUGGCACUAUAGGGGUGCCUGCCCCUGAGAUCUCUUGGAUACGGGUUGAUGGAAAGCCAAUGAAUGGAACUGUCCAGCAGGAUAUUUCAAAGGAAGGCAUUAUGUGGUCCAUCCUCAGUGUCCCCGCUGUGUCAUACCAUGAUUCAGGCAAAUAUGUCUGUAAGGCCACCAACUUUGUUGGGAGUGCCGAUGCCACCAUCUCCCUCAUUAUCUCAGACACAUGGGAGAUAGACAAGACUGGGGUGAAGAGAAACUAUGCCAAGAAGACUGGUAUAUCUGGAUGGACAGCAUAUCAGGAGAAACACAUCAGCCAAUAUGUUCCCUUAAACCCCACAUCAGCUGCCAUCCCCAUCAGUGAGUCCUUCAGUAGCCUCGGAUCCACAGCACCCUUUAAGAUGGAGAGCUAUAGCAACUCUGAUGACGUUUUAGAUAGAAAACCUACAGCCCCUUCUGAGUCCAACACAGGAACAGCCAGCCAUUUAAUGGAGAAAGAAGCACUGAGCAAUCUGGCAGGAAAUACCUCUUCUCUGCAGCAAGGCUCAGAUGAUAGAGUGGUACGUUCCAUUAAAGUGAUCGGUGACACCGAUCACACGGUGUCGCUAAACUGGCGUGCACCAGCCGCAACCAACACCACCUCCUUCAGUGUUCUGUAUGCUGUGUUUGGGGAGCGAGACAUGCGACGAAUAAACGUGGGGCCUGGCAAGAACCGGGUCUCAAUCAGUGGGUUGGUGCCUAAGACCAAGUACAUCGCCUGCGUGUGUGUGAAAGGCCUGAUUCCGAAAAAGGAGCAGUGUGUCAUCUUCUCCACGGAUGAGGCAGCCAGCACGAGUGGAACCCAGAAGCUGAUCAAUGUGGUGGUCAUCACAGUCGCGUGUGUGAUCGCUGUGCCUCUCACCCUGAUUGUCUGCUGUGGAGCUUUGAAGAGGCGACUCCAGAAACUCUUGGGAAGAAAGUCGAAGGACAUCCAGGAGUCAUAUGUGACCUUUGAGACACUCUCACCUGGCACCAAGGCCAAAGGGCGGGAGGGAGAGUACCUCAGCCACCUCAAUCAGGACGAGUCGAAUCGACUGUUGUCUGCACGGUCCAGUGUGGACUCAGAGGCCACAACCAGGACUGAGGGACAGCCUAAUGAAUACUUCUGCUAA
Messenger RNA from Electrophorus electricus (electric eel), 1962 nucleotides. It is a transcript of the gene lrit1b, whose product is annotated as leucine-rich repeat, immunoglobulin-like and transmembrane domains 1b. NCBI's taxonomy places the organism in Eukaryota, Metazoa, Chordata, Actinopteri, Gymnotiformes, Gymnotidae. The record is from RefSeq and is a predicted model, not a curated record. Gene Ontology annotation, cellular component: endoplasmic reticulum membrane. Gene Ontology annotation, molecular function: protein binding.